AUGGAGCCCACGGAGAGGCAGCAUCUGAUGGACGCCAGACCCGGAGCCCGGUCUUACACCGGAUCUCUGUGGCAGGAGAGGGCUGGCUGGAUCCCUUUGCCCGCACCUGGUCUGAACUUGCAGGCCAUUGAGCUAGCCACUGAGAGCAGCCAUUACUGUCAUGCCCAGAAGGGUCCUGGCAGUCACUUUGACCCCAAGAAGGAGCAGGCCCGGCGACAGCUUUAUUUGGCCUCUGCCAUCUGCCUGCUCUUCAUGAUUGGGGAAGUCGUUGGCGGGUAUCUAGCACACAGCUUGGCAGUCAUGACUGACGCGGCCCACUUGCUCACUGACUUUGCCAGCAUGCUCAUCAGCCUCUUCUCUCUCUGGAUGUCCUCCCGUCCAGCCACCAAGACCAUGAACUUCGGCUGGCAGCGAGCUGAGAUCCUGGGAGCCCUGCUCUCCGUACUGUCCAUCUGGGUCGUGACUGGCGUGCUGGUGUUCCUGGCGGUGGAGCGGCUGAUCUCUGGGGACUAUGAGGUCGAGGGGGGCACCAUGCUGAUCACAUCGGGCUGUGCUGUGGCCGUGAAUAUCAUAAUGGGGCUGACUCUUCACCAGUGUGGCCACGGGCACAGCCACGACACAAGCCAACAGCAGGAGAACCCCAGUGUCCGAGCUGCCUUUAUCCAUGUGGUUGGAGAUUUUCUGCAGAGCUUAGGCAUCUUGGUGGCAGCCUAUAUUUUAUACUUCAAGCCAGAGUACAAGUAUGUAGACCCCAUCUGCACCUUCCUCUUCUCCAUCCUGGUCUUGGGGACAACCUUGACCAUCCUGAGAGAUGUGAUCCUGGUGCUGAUGGAAGGGACCCCCAAGGGUGUGGACUUCACGGCUGUACGGGACCUGCUGCUGUCCGUGGAAGGGGUGGAAGCCUUACACAGCCUGCAUAUUUGGGCGCUGACCGUGUCCCAGCCCGUGCUGUCUGUCCACAUCGCCAUAGCUCAGAAUGCAGACGCCCAGGCCGUGCUGAAGGCAGCCAGCACCAGCCUGCAGGGAAAGUUCCACUUCCACACCAUGACCAUCCAGAUUGAAGACUACUCCGAGGACAUGAAGGACUGUCAGGCGUGCCAAGGCCCCUCGGACUGACUGCCUGGCCAGGUGC
Hyaena hyaena (striped hyena) is the source of this 1132-nucleotide messenger RNA. It is a transcript of the gene SLC30A2, whose product is annotated as solute carrier family 30 member 2. Gene Ontology annotation, cellular component: plasma membrane. NCBI's taxonomy places the organism in Eukaryota, Metazoa, Chordata, Mammalia, Carnivora, Hyaenidae. The coding region runs from base 1 to 1116 and encodes 371 amino acids. The transcript has 8 exons. Gene Ontology annotation, biological process: zinc ion transmembrane transport; response to zinc ion. The record is from RefSeq and is a predicted model, not a curated record. Gene Ontology annotation, molecular function: zinc ion transmembrane transporter activity.